GUGGAGUGCGGGCCUGGCGGCGCGCUGUCAGUCCCUGCGGCUCGGAGCAGGCGCGCUCGCGGGACUCCUCGGGGCAGCACGGACGGCCCCGGGCUCCUCGGGCUCCGCGGUCAGGAGGGCACCAUGGACGACAGGGAGCUAAUUGGGUACUUUAAGUCUCAGAUGAAAGAAGAUCCUGACAUGGCCUCAGCCGUGGCUGCCAUACGGACGUUGCUGGAGUUCCUGAAGCGAGAUAAAGGGGAGACGAUGCAGGGCCUGAGGGCAAACCUCACCAGAGCCAUCGAGACCCUGUGCGGCGUGGACUCCUCGGUGGCCGUGUCCUCGGGCGGGGAGCUCUUCCUGCGCUUCAUCAGCCUCACCUCCCUGGAGCACUCUGACUUCUCCAAAUGUAAAGAGAUCAUGAUCGAGCGGGGAGAGCUUUUCCUCAGGAGAACGUCGCUGUCGAGAAGCAAGAUCGCGGAUCUGUGCCAUACUUUCAUCAAGGACGGGGCGAAAAUACUGACUCACGCCUCCUCCAGAGUGGUGCUGAGGGUCCUGCAGGCGGCAGUGGUGGCCAAGAAGCGCUUCAGUGUGUAUGUCACCGAGUCCCAGCCGGACCUAUCCGGUAAGAAAAUGGCCAAAGCUCUCUGCCGGCUUAAUGUUCCUGUCACCGUGGUCCUGGAUGCCGCUAUCGGCUACAUCAUGGAGAAAGUGGAUCUCGUCAUAGUCGGUGCCGAAGGAGUUGUGGAAAACGGAGGGAUCAUUAACAAGAUUGGAACCAACCAGAUGGCCGUGUGCGCCAAAGCGCAGAACAAGCCGUUUUACGUGGUCGCGGAAAGUUUCAAGUUUGUGCGGCUCUUCCCGCUAAACCAGCAGGACGUCCCGGAUAAGUUUAAGUACAAGGCAGCCACUCUGCUGUCGGCGCAGACGGGACAGGAUCUCCGAGAGGAGCACCCGUGGGUGGACUACACCUCCCCCUCCUUGAUCACGCUGCUGUUUACGGACCUGGGGGUGCUGACGCCCUCUGCAGUCAGCGACGAGCUCAUCAAGCUGUACCUGUGACCAGGGACCCUGCACUGCCCCGUGUGGGAGAAGCCACUGGGCAGGGGGAGGAGCCUCCGGACCCCUCGCUGAGCCGGGCCAAGACGAGAUUGUUUUUUUUAAUGAAGAUUUGUGGACUAAGGACUUAAAAUCAUAGGUUUUGGUGAACUUUGUUUUCAUUUCAGUCCCAUUUAAACAUGUUCAGGGUUCCCCUAAAACUCAACCUAAGUUGUACUGACAGCUUCCAGAUACUUUUUCAUUUCCUGUUUCCAGAAAUACACAUUAAAUUGUUGGCUACUUAGCCAGUGAGAGCUGAGCCCGAGUCCCCUCCCGGCACCCUCCGCCGCCCACAGGCCGAUCUGCCAAAGGCAGCCACCGAGGAGACGCCGCCUGACCACACAGGCGCUCUCCCUGCGGGAACUAACAGCCGCCCCGGCCACGCAACACUCGUGGUGCCGUGUAAGGCAGGCGGUGCACUCCUGCGCAGCCGGCAUCGGGCACCCGGGAUCAAGCCCAGCAGAGGGAGGCGGGACAGCCGUCAGCAGGCGUCUGCCACACGGCCCCCCAAAACGAGACGCCAGCCAGAACGUUUGUGCAGUUCCGUGUCUCUGAAAGAUGUGGACCUGACACGGCUGGGACCUGAGCACCUUGGGAACGCCGUGUCUGGGAGCGAGCGCAGCACCUUUCCGAGUGAACGGCACGAGAGACUUCGCUGCGGGGUUGCGCUGUGCUGCGUGCUGCCCCAGGCCCUCCUCGGUGAGGCCCUGCAGCUGCGCCCACCCACUCCCGGCUCCGUGGGCCGGAAGGAAGCACACUUCGUUCGACAGGAGGCGUCACGGUGCUCUGUGCCGGGUCCUGACGCGCUCCCUCGGGCUGGCACCUGCUGCCACCCAGGAAGAGAGCCCCCGGGCCGUUCCCCUGCCCAGGAGAGGAGGAGGAGGACCCUGGCCUUGCCGGACACACGGCGGUCAGCUGCCUGAAGUCAAGUGCGCUUCAGUGUCUGCACGUUAGAAACGAGUACAAAGUAAGCCCAGAAAAACGAGCUCUUUAAUUACAGGUGACCCAUCAAAAAAUAAAUACUAACGUCUAAUAUUUACACUCAA
Phyllostomus hastatus (greater spear-nosed bat) is the source of this 2123-nucleotide messenger RNA. It is a transcript of the gene EIF2B1, whose product is annotated as eukaryotic translation initiation factor 2B subunit alpha. The record is from RefSeq and is a predicted model, not a curated record. The transcript is spliced from 9 exons. The coding region runs from base 124 to 1041 and encodes 305 amino acids. Lineage: Eukaryota; Metazoa; Chordata; Mammalia; Chiroptera; Phyllostomidae. Gene Ontology annotation, cellular component: eukaryotic translation initiation factor 2B complex. Gene Ontology annotation, biological process: translational initiation. Gene Ontology annotation, molecular function: guanyl-nucleotide exchange factor activity; translation initiation factor activity.